AAUCCAUCAGAGGAUCUACCAAAUCAGUUUAACCAUGAGAAAAGCAGAGGUGCAAAUGACCCUGAAAAAGGGGGCAGAUGAAGCAGUGGCACCCCCAAGCCCCAUCAUCCCCCCAAAACGGUCCAAAGCAAGCCCAGAGCACGCUCUCCUAGAACCCCGAGGACCUGGUUAUCCUUCCCCAACUCCACCUGUUUUUUUACGCAAAAUGAGGAACGCCGCCGUAGGGACAGGCUGUGACAUCCGUCUCAAGGUGACUGUGGCUGGGGACCCCCAGCCCUCCCUGUACUGGUACCAUAAUGAUGACCUCCUCAACAUGGAGAACCAGGAGUAUGGAGGGCUCUGGAUUAGGGACUGCAAACCAAGUGAUGCUGGCCUCUACACCUGCAUUGCCAAUAAUCACCUGGGAGAGGCUCGGAGCAGCGCUGUACUUGCUGUCUUGGAUCUGGGUGAAGAUUCCGAAACAACAGAGGAUGAAGGUGGAGACCAAUUUGAGACCAAAGAAGACAGUGGGGAUGUUGAGGACCAGGCUGUGCAUACAGAUGCAGUGAUGGAGAAAUAUGCAGAAGACGAUAAUAGAACACAUGGACAUAAGGAUCACUCAAACGCAACCAGGAGUCAUUCGGAGGAUUUUUCAAGAGAAUCUCCACCACAAGUCCUCCCACUCCCAUCCCCAAGACUCAUCAAACGCCCGUCCACAUCCCCAAUGCCAAGUCGCUCUGGUUCAACCACACCUCUCAGCUUGCGGAAGAAAGUUGUUGCGCCAACUGAAUACCAAGACACAGUCCCCGGGGAGUUUGAAGAAAAGGUUAAGCAACCAAAAUCCAUGUCCCAAAGUAACACCCAGGACUCCCGUCCGCAGACUCCACUGAGUGAGUACUCCCGGAAAGAAGUUACCCAUAGACCAUCCCCAAAGCUUACCAGGGCAAGCUCAAAGGUUUUUGAGAAGGUCCGUGAUUUAGAAGAGCGAAGACGAAGCCUUGAUAUUCCAGAAGGAUCCAUCUCGGGAAGAUCCUGGGCAGGGUUCAAUCAUGCUGGAUCUGUUGAUUCAGAUGAUGGAGGAAGCCGGUUGGGCAUCUCUAGAGAAAGUUCAAGGGAAGAUCUUAGGGAGGCUUUGAAAGAGGAUGCUGCUGAGCGGAGAUCUAUGUUUAGACAGAGAGCUGCUUCACUGGAGGAGAAACCUCGCUACUCCCAAAAAGUUCAGGACAUUGAGAACAAGUUCACGGAGGAGCUCCAGCGUAUUAAGAAACUUGUUGGAAAACCUCAUAUGAAGAAAUCGUUUUCAACUGAACAGCUCACCCUGAAGGGCAAGCAGCGCCAGCCUUUCAGGAAAAUUGAACCUAUUCCUCCCCAAGUCCUCCAAAAGCUUCAAGAAAGGGAACGAACCCAGUGGGCAAAGGAACAGAGAGAAAAUUAUUUAAGUCAGCAACCAAUGCAGCAACAACAGCAAACGCAGCAAGUACAGCAUAAAUACCAACCUCAGAAGACAGCAAGCACUGGUAGAUCAACUGUAACAGUCAGUAGAUUUGGAGAGGUUGCAGGCACCCCAGAGUCAAUGCAGUUAUCUGACUUACCUGGACAACGAUCAUUGAGAGAAUUAAGUAGAGUGAGUCCUGUUACAGAAAUCAUUCAGAGAUCAUCAUCACCAGCAUUAUAUCAUCAACAAAGGGAAGAGUUGCCAAACAGAAAUGUUGCUGAGAUGACGAUACGCAAGGUUGAACGAAGGCCACCAAGUCCGCUUGUACAAAGGGUAUCUCGGAUGCAGGAAUCCCCGCACAUCCAAGAAUCUGUUGUACAAUCAUCACAAAAGGAUGAAACUUCGGGGAGAAAGACACCAAUAGAAGUACUAUUAAGAAAAAUUGAAAACAGACCUGAAAGUCCGCUGGUACAAAAAAGGGCUGUGCAAGAUCUUCCUGCUCAACCUCAUCCAAAACCUCCAAGGAUGUCACCUGUCACUCCAGUGGAGGAGAAAAUGCAAAUUGAGCUAUCCAAACCAAUGUCUAAGAUAAGAGUCCCUACAAUUAUUGUUGAAGAUGAAAAGAUGGAAGAAGAUGUUGCAGGGAAGACAGAUGAGCUGCAUCAUCCAGCUACUACUAGUGCCAAAGAGGGACAACAGCAGAAGACCAAAGGAAAAAGCCGUCGCCCUCGACCCAUGUCUCCAGAGUUAGAUUCUUCAGACGAUUCUUACGUGUCUGCUGGAGAAGACCCAAUGGAGGCCCCUGUAUUUGAGUUUCCCCUCCAGGACACUGUAGUAUCUGCUGGUGCCGAUGUGCUACUUAAAUGUAUCAUUGCCGGAACCCCCAUUCCUGAAGUUACCUGGACAAAAGACAACACUGACGUCACUGACAUUGCAAAUUACACAGUCAAGGUAGAGGGUGAACGGCACAGUAUGCUCAUCAAAUCAGCUAAAACAAAUGAUGGUGGAAAAUACUGUGUAACUGCUGUUAAUCAGGUGGGAAAAUCCGCCAGCAGUGCCAUCCUUAUAGUUAAAGCAGAGUCUGUACAGGAGCCUAAAGGAAACCUGGGCGUGCCCGUGGAUAUCAGCAGCCCUAUUACAUCUGAUGAGGAAUAUCUCAGUCCCCUGGAGGAAGGCAUGGAUUUUGGAGGGCCAGAGCCAAGGCGAACUAUUGACACACGAUUCAGGAAACCCCCAGCAUUCCUGGUAACAAUGAGUGAUCAAGCUGUCAUUGAAGGACAGGAAGUCACCAUGUCUGUCCGAAUAAGUGGACAACCCAAACCCAUGCUCUAUUGGCUGAGGGACAGAGUCACAGUAAAGACAAGCCCACGUCACAUUGUACGUGAGACAGAAGAUGGCACUUUUGAAAUGACAAUCAAAUCGGCAUUGAGGUCAGACUCUGGGAUUUACACCUGUAAAAUCAUUAAUGAAUAUGGAACAAAGCAGUGCGAAGGAAAGCUGGAGGUAAAAGCUCUACCAGUUGAGCCAGGUCUAGCUGUCAUCCGCCCGGUCAAGGACAUCACGGCCAAGGCUGGAGAGACAGUUUUGUUUGAGUGUCAUGUCAUUGGACCGAAAGACACCGAUGUGGAUUGGCUGGCCGAUGGCAAACUGAUCCAGCCGGCAUUGCUCAACUGUAAGAUGCACUUUGAUGGAAGAAAGUGUCGACUGCUGCUCAACUCAGUACAUGAGGAUGACAGCGGGACAUACAUGUGCAAGCUUAGCACAGCCAAAGAGGAAGUGACCUCAUGUGGACAACUCAAAGUCAUCCCCUCCAUUGAACCUCUCUUCACUCGCAAGUUGGACGUUCUGGAAGUGAUCGAGGGGCGUAACGCUCGAUUCGACUGCAAAGUCAGUGGGACACCAUCUGCUAAGGUCACAUGGAGUCACUUUGACCAUCCGCUCACAGAAAGUGAGGACAUUCGUAUUCUUCAGGAGGGCGGCCGCCACUCUCUAAUCAUUUCUCACGUGACCAAUGAGGAUGAAGGUUUCUACACUGUCAUAGCCCAUAACAGUCAUGGCGAGGCGGAGAGCUCUGCUGAACUUUACAUACAAGAACCGCGGCCAGCCAUUUCCUCACAGAUGGCUAAACUAGAGAAGAUGCCAUCCAUCCCAGAGGAGCCAGAGGUCCCAGAGAAUGAGGUGGAGCGUUUCACCAUGCCUGACUUCAUCAAACCCCUUUAUGACCUGGAUGUGAUUGAGGGAAAGGAGGCUGUGCUCAAAUGCAAAGUGGCUGGUUUGCCAUACCCCACCAUUGUCUGGUUCCACAACGGCAAAAGGAUUGAGAGCACCGAAGACAGAAAGAUGACACAGUUUCAUGAUGUCCACAGCCUGGUCAUCCGCUCUGUGUGCCAUGUCCACGGUGGUGUCUACAAGAGUGUCAUCUCCAACAAAGUAGGCAAGGCCACCUGCUAUGCUCAUCUCUAUGUUACAGAUAUCCUCCCUGACCCCCCUGAUGGGACUCCAGUGAUAGAAUCUAUCACUGGUAAAGCCAUCACCUUAAGCUGGAAGAAACCAAGGAGGCUUGACCCUUCAAUUGAUCCUAGCUCCCUGAUGUACGCCAUUCAACAACAAGCCCUGGGCUCCAUCCAAUGGAUCAUCAUAGCUUCUGGCCUGAAGGAAACCACCUACAUCAUCACCACCCUCUCCAAAGGCGUUCGCUAUGCUUUCAGGGUCCUGACCAUCACCUCUAAAGCUUUCAGCAAACCCUCGCCUGCCACUGACCCUGUGCAGCUCCUGGACCGAGGUCCCUAUCUUCAGGAGGCUCCAGUGAUUAUUGAUAAGCCAGAAAUUGUAUAUGUGAUGGAAAACCAGUCAAUCAUCAUCACUGUUACUCUCAAUUAUGUCAACGCUGCAGUCAUCUGGAAGAGAAGGGGAAUGGUCCUGGCCAGCAAGCCAGGCCUUUACGAGAUGACAAUGUUAGAUGACGACCAGCACGCGCUGAAGCUGCUGAAAGUGAAGACUGCUGACGUUGGAGAGAUGAUGUUUGUGGCCUCCAACAAGUACGGCAGCGACAGCUGUACCUUCAAUGUAGAGAUGGCAGCUCCACCGACAUUUGAAACUAUCAUGGAGGACUUGGAUGUUUGUGCUGGAGAGACCCCUCGCUUUGCUGUGGUUGUGGAAGGAAAACCUAUUCCUGACAUUCUCUGGUUCAAGAAUGACAUCCUGCUGUCCGAGAGCAGUCAUUACACAUUUGUGUACGAUGACAAUGAAUGUUCCCUGGUGGUUCUAAACGCUUGUACAGAAGACUCCGGGGUGUACACCUGCACUGCCAGGAACUUGGCAGGAUCUGUGUCUUGUAAAGCAGAACUCACUGUUCAUGAAGCUAAAAGUAAAGAGGACCCAGUGGAUGAUGAGGAAACUAUUCUAAGGAAAAUGCGCAGGCUGGCAGACUAUUAUGACAUCCAUAAGGAAAUUGGAAGAGGCGCAUUUUCCUAUGUGAAACGUGUGACCCAGAAGGUAGGCAAAAAGGAGUAUGCUGCAAAGUUUAUCUCCACACGGGCCAAGAAGAAGGCAUCUGCUCUGAGAGAGAUGAACCUGCUUUCUAAGAUGGACCACGAGAGAGUCCUUUACUUUCAUGAUGCCUUUGAGAAAAAGAGUGCAGUCAUCAUCAUCACUGAAAUAUGCCAUGAAGAGCUGCUUGACCGAUUUACAAGAAAAUCUACAGUAAUGGAGUCUGAUGUACGGUCAUGUAUAAGACAACUGCUUGAGGGGGUGGACUACCUUCAUCAUCUAAACAUCAUACACCUGGACAUCAAGCCUGAUAACAUCCUCUUGGCAGACCCCCACGGUGAUCAGAUCCGAAUCUGCGACUUCGGCAAUGCAGUGGAGAUCACGCCUGAUGAGGCUCAAUACUGCAAAUAUGGCACACCGGAAUUUGUUGCACCAGAAAUUGUCAAUCAGACCCCUGUGUCAAAGGCAACAGACAUCUGGCCAGUUGGAGUUAUUGCAUAUUUGUGUCUGACAGGAGUUUCUCCAUUUGCUGGUGAGAAUGACCGCCGUUCUGUGCUGAACAUCAGGAACUAUAAUGUCGCCUUUGAGGAGAGCAUGUUUGCUGACCUUUGCCGGGAGGCUAAAGGGUUUAUCAUAAAACUGCUGGUAGCAGACAGGCUGAGACCUGAUACUAAAGAAUGUCUCCGACACCCCUGGUUCAAGACACUUAGCAAAGGGAAGGCCCUUAAUACAGAGGCCCUCAAAAAGUUUGUAUCUCGCAGAACAUGGCAGCGUUCACUAAUCAACUAUAAAUCAAAAAUGGUUAUGAGGUCCGUACCUGAGUUGCUGAAUGACUCCUCAAGCCAUAUCUCCAUCGCAGUUCCCAGGCACCUUAAAGAGGGUUCCCCUUUGCCAUCAUCAUCCUCAGAUUCUGAUGAAGAUAUUGAUGAACUUCCAUUUAUUCCAAUGCCACUUAAUAUGGAAUUCUCUGGAUCAAGGAUGUCACUGAAUGACAUCCAGACCAAUGAGCAGGAAACAGGAAAGCAGAAUGGAACAAGUAAAUGGUCUGGGUCCCCUGUUCAAGCACAGGAGGCAAUAGAGUGUGACCAUAAAGAAAUGGAUAAAGUAGGGGUUGAAAUCUCAGGUAAAGGCCGUCAGCGGAAAAGGUCAUCACAAGACAAUGACACGGGUUCCUCAGAUGAAGAACUACCUACUGAAUUGCCACAAAAGUCAGAGCUGUCUAGAAAACCACUGCGAAGGGUAUCAAGCAUGGAGUCAGAAAAACCAGAGGGUGGACGACGAAGAGGAGAGCUCAGACGUGGAGGCUCAGCCGACAGUGCAUUGCUCCUCCGGAUUACAACUGAGGAAGGAGCUGGAGAAGGAAAUCAAGAAGAUGGCAGGAGAGUUCUGAAGAAAGCUGUCUCUAUGGAACUACCAAGGAGGAGUACCAGCCCAGGAAAUGCCAAGAUGAGUCAAGAAGACUAUGCUCUCAAACUGGAGCUGAUGAGACAGCGAUUGCUUCGUGGUGGCUCUGUGGACAACAAAAUGAGUGGACUGAGAGGACCAUUGCUGGAAACGUUAGGCAUGGGAGAUGAAAAACAUACACUAUCCUCAGAUCGCUACUCUCGUACUGCUCGUUUGGGCCCACCACCACUAACUAAAGCUGCAUCCACUGAUUCCCCGAAGGAGGAAGUUCCCAAACCCAAGGUUUUGCGCAAAAGUUCUUCUUUCAGUCAAGGUGACUCAGAACCCAUAGCUUUACACCGUCGGUCUGGAGCUCCUCUGGAGAUUCCCCUUGCACAGGUAGAAGAGAGAAGGCUGAAGGAAGCUAUAUCUAUGUCAGCUUUGACCGAGCAAAUCAAGCUAGACUCCUGUCCAGUGACUCCCAGGGAACCUUCACCAAAACCACCAACUCCAGAGUCUGUUGUGCAGGAGAGUCCUACCAAAACAGAAAGUGAGGAAUCAUUAACGGAGAAAGAGAUAAAGCCCGAUGAGACAAUAAAUGAAAAGAUGGAUGGGUUGACUACAGAUAGUAAUUUUGAUGAGAGAUCGAGCACAAGUGGUUUCUCAGAGAAGGACAUGAGUAUAUCAGAAGAGCCAAUGAUUGAAUCAGAGUAUACGGGCCAGAGAAUUCCUACACCUCCUCUUGUGGUCCCAAGCUCUAAACCAGAGGAGAAAAUGGAAAAGGAAGAAAUAGAUAAAGAGCAAGAAGAAAAAGAAGAGAUUAUGAAAGAAAAAGAAGAAAGAAUUGCCAGUGUUUCUGAAUCAAAUGCUGAAGAAAAUGUAGAAGUUAUUAAAGAAAAUGUGGAAGAGGUAGAAGUAAAUAUGCUUGCUAAAUCUUCUGAGAUGAUCAUUACCACAAAUUCAGUAAUGGUGAGACCAACACAAGAGUAUUCCAAUCAUCUAGCAAAUGUGUCAACUGUAACACCCUCCCUUCCUGAUCGAGUUGUUCUUCCAGAUGGAAGGACUUCAGCAUAUGCCAGUAUUAUGCAGACAAUCAUGGUCCCUUCCCUUCAGCCUCUAAAUGACUCACCUUUAGGACCCUCUACACCUGUUGUUGUUCCAGCCACCCCAUUGUCCUCAGCAUCAACUGAAACAUUUGUACCUACAUUUUCACCUGCCAACAUAUCAUCUGCUUUACCAGGUCUGCCAAAGCCAGCCAUCAUGUUAACCACUGAGCACCCUGCUGUAUACUCAAGGGUAGCCUCACCAGAAAUGAUCACAAAAGAACCCAGUCCACCAAAGACUACCACACAUUCCUCAUCCCAAAAAGAGCUUUCAGGAGGAGUGGACUUAGAAGACAUUACCUCUGAAGAAGUCUUUGAGGCACGCUUUAAAAAACGUGAGUCUUCUCUCUCAAGAAGUCUAAAAUUUUUGACCCGAACCAAGAAUGAUGACAAAUUACAAGCAACGUCCUCAGACUCCACAGAGUCAGGUGAAGAGAUAUACAGACCUGGGCCAACUGGUGCACCAUUGGAAUUAGCUCCAAGGAGACUUGAAGAGAAGUCGAAGUCAGUCCUGGACCUUCGUGAAGCUCAAAAGGACCAAGGCUUUAUGAGAAGACUCUCAAUGCGCCUGAAGAGAACUCCAUCAACUGAGCGCAAGGAUGAAAUGACCAAAGAGGAGGACUCAGUUUCUUCAAGACGAAGGCUUUCUUGGACUCUUGGUCGACGAGGAUCACAGGAAAAGAGGGAAGUGGAGAUGAUGCGCAUGGAUGGUGGUGGUAACACCUUGGUGGAGCGAGAUGAAAAGGAGCUUAAGAAACCUAAUGAAUCACCAGUCUUGACAAUGCGAAGGAAGAUUGAAUCAACAGUGGCUGGGAUCUCCACCAGAAUUCGUAGCUACUCAGAGGAAAGGAGAGCAUCAGCGGAAAAGGAGCAAAAGAGGACACCCAUUCUUUCCAUACUUCGUCGUUCAACAUCAGAGAGUCGUGCUAUGAAGGUUGCUAGUGUUCCUCAGAACCAACUGGUAUCUCAGGCCAGUAAUGGUGCCUCAUCAGAGUCCCUAGACUCUAUGUCCAGCCUAAAGUCAGAAACAUCAAAGGGUGUGGAGGUUGAGCGCAGAUCCCGCUGGGAUAGAUGGGGGCUGAACAGAGGAAGGCGAGACAAGACAGUAUCACAGCCUGACAUACCAACAGCAAUCUCCAGAGAAAAUAGUUCCUUACGUUCACGCCAGUACUCCAGACUGGCUUCUGAUUUUCCUCCAGUAUUCCACAUCAAGCUGAGAGAUCAUGUCCUGCUGGAGGGGGAUCCAGUCACACUUAGCUGUCUGCCAGCAGGCAGCCCCCACCCACACAUCACCUGGAUGAAAGAUAAGAAACCCCUGGAAAUUGAUGCCAGGAUGAACAUGAUUGCCUGCCCUGAUGGUCGGCAGCUACUGAUGAUCAUGCAGACAACCAAAAAGGAUGUAGGGGUUUAUGAGUGUGUGGCUACAAACCCCUUGGCCUCUGUGUCCAGCUCUUGCACGAUAUCUCUUGCUCGCCUGCCCAAUCGUCCUGGGACCCCUGAGAUUCCUCAGAAGUACAACAACACCGCCUUGGUACUGUGGAGGCCCUCAGACACCCUGGCCCCCUGCACAUACUCUCUGCAGAGGAGAGCAGAGGGUGAAAGCAACUGGCUGAUGGUGGCGACAGGGGUGGCAGACUGUUACUACAAUGUGGCUGACCUGCCAGCAGGGUGCUCUUUCAGGUUCAGAGUGGCAUGUGUCAACAAAGCUGGCCAGGGCCCGUACAGCAACCUCUCAGAAGUAGUGAGCCUGGAGGCUUCAGAACCAGCUAAGUCCAGUGCUACUGUGGUGGUCAAGACUGUCCCUGCGACUACUCCUCCUCCCCCUGUGGUGAUGAUGUCAUCCAUGAAAGUUCCUCCCAUUAAAUCAGCUCCUAGUAAAUCCACUCCAGUGACACUUGCCCAACCUGUCCCUCCCUCUCCUUCAGCUCCCACUCCGUCUGUGGCUAAAUCAACUUCUCCAGUAGCCAUCAAACCUACUGUUCAGGUUGAUGCUAGCUGUCUUGCUGUAACUCCCCCGGUUAGUGCAGCCCCAUCUGAACAAGCUUCUGUUCAGACCACCACAAGUGUCCAAGCCACGCCAGCAAAAGCCAAGACCACCCUUAGCAUCAGUGUGAUCAAACCCCAAACCAAGCUGGCGCCUCCUCCUGCUGUUCCACCCAAACCUCAGAGUCCUGUAAAAGCAGCCACCCACAUAACCAACAAACCCAAGUCUCCUGUACCGCCACCUGCACCUGUCAUUGGGAAACCCAUUUCAUCCCUGCCAAUGUACGUGCCAGCUGCGACUGCACAUGCUACUCCUCCUUUCCAACCAACCCCGAUAACCACCACCCCCUCAAUCACUCCUGUGCAUGUCUCACCACCCGUGGUGGUGGUGCAGAGCUUGACACCUGUGCUGCAGGGAGGGGACAGCCGGAUUACCCCAUCUGGACGGGUCACACCAUCAGGACGGGUCACACCCUCAGGACGGGUCACACCCUCAGGACGCAGGACACCGCUGGGUAAGCCUGGUGAGGGAUCUCUGCGCCAGGGAGUUCCACAGAAACCUUACACCUUCAUGGAUGAGAAAGCAAGGGGUCGUUUUGGUGUGAUCCGUGAGUGCCGGGAGAACGCCACAGGCAACCUCUUUUUGGCCAAGAUUGUUCCAUAUGAGGUGGAAAGCAAGCAGGCAGUAUUGCAGGAAUAUGACAUCCUUAAGUCCCUUCAUCAUGACAGGAUCAUGGCUCUGCAUGAAGCUUAUGUCACACCACGCUACCUGGUGCUUAUCUCUGAGUACUGCAGUGGAAAGGAGCUGCUCUACAGCCUCAUUGACAGGUUCCGUUACUCCGAGGAUGACGUGGUGACCUAUAUUGUGCAGAUCCUCCAGGGUCUGGACUACCUCCAUACCCGACGCAUUCUCCACCUUGACAUGAAGCCAGAGAACAUCAUUGUCACCUACAUGAAUGUCAUCAAGAUCAUAGACUUUGGCACUGCUCAAACUUACAACCCUCUCUUCCUCAAGCAGUUCAGUCCUCCUAUUGGAACACUGGAGUACAUGUCUCCAGAGAUGUUGAAAGGGGAUGUGGUGGGACCCCCAGCUGACAUCUGGAGUGUGGGUGUAUUGACUUUUGUCAUGUUGAGUGGCAGGUCGCCUUUCAUGGAAAAUGAUCCUCAGGAGACUGAAGCCAGGAUCCAGGUGGCAAAGUUUGACCUCUCGAAACUCUACCAGAAUGUGUCCCAAAGUGCCUCUCUGUUUCUCAAAAAGAUCCUCUGUAGCUAUCCUUGGGCCCGUCCAUCCAUUAAAGAGUGCUUCAAUAACUCCUGGCUUCAAGAUGCCUAUCUGAUGCGCCUUCGUAGGCAGACUCUCACCUUUACAACCACCCAUCUCAAGGAAUUCUUGGCCGACCAGCAGCGCAGGCGAGAGGAGGUGGCCACUAAGCACAAAGUUCUCCUGCGUUCCUACAAGAGCUCGACACAAAACCCCACCAGCCCCACCAUGCCAAAUGUGCCAACCUCACCCAGCACACCCGUCCCCCAUUGAAAAAUUCUUCCAAAAAACAGUUGGUGGGACUGUAUGUGGGAAGAUCCUCAGAGUGAGACAAGACUUUGGGCCGCGUGGUGGGGUGGUCCCUUCAGGUCUGAGAGGUUGAACUUGGUCAGAAGAAAAAAACUCAUGAAACUAGCAGUGGCUGUAAUCUACAGAGACAUCAUUUCUUUUUCUUUUUUGGUUCUUAAAGAGAAUCUAAAAUUAUGAUUUUGCGCCUAAGGAACUCCUACAAAGUUAUCAGGGCCUAACUGCAUUUUUUACAGUGUGGAUUGUUCAUACAAGGCAGGAUGGUGUCUUCAAAUUAGUACCUCAAUGUUUGUAACUUUGCAUACAUUUUGGAGAAAUUACUUCUAUUCUUAGGGUCAACUCUACACUGAUUACAGUGGACACAUAUUAAUACAUUGUAGUAACCCACCAUGAAAGGCCUGAAAUUGCUAUUAUAAAGUUUUGAUAUUAAAAACAUUGUUCAGUUGAAGUACAAGUCGUUCACAAGGUUCCAAAAUAAUAAAUACUCCAAAACUAGGACUGCUAAAACAAUAAUGCCUUUUCCUUAGUAAAACCUCUACUAUCUCAGCUUAUCAUGGUCUCAUAUUCAAAUGUUUCCUGACCAGCCAAAUCACGGCAAGUUCAGUCUAUGAUGUCUAACUUUCAACCUACGAUGCAAAAUAGUGAUCUCCAUUAACGUAAUCUAUUACUUUAAUUACAGCAGUAUAAUUUGUGCUACCUGAGCUUUUAUACUGCCAUAGCACCUCAAAUGAUUGUCAAGAUUGUAGCAGCUCCUUAACUAACUUCAAUAGUUUUAUUUGGAGUUUAUAAAACAUAUAUUUAGUUUAGACGAUACAUUGGAGGGUUCUCUACAAGGGCUAUCAGAAAAGAAAACCUUUUUAAUCAGCAGAAAUUUCUUACCUAAUUUUAUUAAAGAGGAUAGUUUUGAUUCUCUUAUUCUCAAAAGCAGAAAAAUUAUGUUUUUUAAAAUUUGUUAUUAGAUCAUCAACUUUGCUCUAAUUGAUGAUAUGGACUGCAUAACUGACUCCAUGCAGUACAGGCACUGUGUUGGUGCUUGGCAGACGCUAGUUCCUUCACCACAGAUAAGCUAACAAACACCUCAUUGGCUUCCAAUUUAACAAAACUCUUCCACUCAGCCCAGUGUCAAGGAUCCCGUUUGAUUAGCCAUACGCUCGUCUCUUGAGUUUACUAAAAGGAGGUUUACAAGUUUGCUGAGUCAGUUAGUCAGUUUAUACUUCGACUGCGCAUACAGAACUUUGACUGAGAUACAAGACCCUCAUUGAAUAUAGAUUAUUUGGAGGAUUAGUGGUACACCUAAUAACUUUAAAACCCACUGGUGAUAUUUGGGUGCCUUUAAGUGCCCUUAAAGAGUUAGCAUUACUCAGCAUAAAAAUAGCCUUUACAAUUAAUUGAGAAAGGAUGUUGAUUAAGACAUUGCUGAGUGUAUUAGUUCUUAUUUUAACUAUAAUUUUCAACUGUUAACAGCUCAGCUACUGCUUUUUUUGUUUUUUUUAAAUUACAGUUUUUAAAAUGGCAAAAGAUUUUUAUAAAUGAAGUAAGGUAAGAUUUAAAUUGGUUAUAAUUAGCAUUAAAUUUUACAUAAUGAUUAUUGAUUUAUUCCGUUAAUUAAGUAGCAUACACCUUUUUAUUUUCCAGUUCAUAUAAGUUUAUAGAGCACUGUAAACAGUGAGCAAAAGAUAAAUUCAAUACAUAGGCAACAUAAUAGCCCCUGUAGACUGUAAAGAAUAUUGAAUCAGAAAUCUGAGACAAUCCACAUAUCUCUAAAAUAAAUAAAUACAUUUGUAAAUAAGAAAUACCUCCUCUUACUCCACACACUAUAUAUAUGAGAUAUAUUGAGAUAUGUACCUCUUCAUAAAUAAGUAGAAUGACAUGAAUAAAAGCCAAGUCUUUGUUCAUCAUCAAGAGAGUGUAAAUAAAUUUUCAAGCCAUUUCAAAAUAGAUAAAUCAUAAAUUUAAUCAAUUUUUUUCACUCAGUUGGGCACAUACUGACAUUUGUUCCUUUGGGUAGAAUGAAAGUGGAAUAUGAUUCAGUGGCCUAUUGGUGUUUAAAAAUUAUAUGUUCUCGAUUUAGUCAUGUGAAAAAGAUUUUCUGAAAUGAGUAAACAACUGACUGUAGUUGGUUCAAAUCAUUGUCUGUUUCCAAAUAUACUGUCAAUCUCAUCUCUGAGAAAAGAUCUGCAGUAUUAUGAACUUUUGCUCAAGUAUGCUUCAUUCUAAGUAUUAGUUUUGGAAGUCUAUCCUCAGGCAUAUUUAAGAAUCUAUUCCAGUACAUUGGCUUUGAGAUUAUAUUGUUUAUACAUCAGUGAUACACUGAUCCUUUGUUUUAUCCUCAUUAUUUUAUGGUAAAUAAAUGGCUAUGUUGUA
Molecule: messenger RNA, 13303 nt
Organism: Xiphias gladius (swordfish)
Lineage: Eukaryota; Metazoa; Chordata; Actinopteri; Istiophoriformes; Xiphiidae
Gene: spegb
Product: striated muscle enriched protein kinase b
Exons: 41
Coding region: 35-10906 (3623 amino acids)
Biological process (GO): protein phosphorylation
Molecular function (GO): ATP binding; protein kinase activity; protein binding
Source: RefSeq, a predicted model, not a curated record